Messenger RNA from Sporothrix schenckii 1099-18, 1431 nucleotides. Its product is annotated as coiled-coil domain-containing protein 130. The record is from RefSeq and is a predicted model, not a curated record. The transcript has a single exon. NCBI's taxonomy places the organism in Eukaryota, Fungi, Ascomycota, Sordariomycetes, Ophiostomatales, Ophiostomataceae. Gene Ontology annotation, cellular component: U2-type spliceosomal complex; post-mRNA release spliceosomal complex. Gene Ontology annotation, biological process: mRNA splicing, via spliceosome. The coding region runs from base 1 to 1431 and encodes 476 amino acids.
AUGCAGGGCUUCAACAUGGGACGUUACGUCCCGCCCGACCAGGAGGGUGUCGUCUCGGGCAACCGCCUUCUUGGCAACCGUGCGCAAAAGGCCAACGCAGCCGGCGUGCCUGUCGUGCGCUUCGAGAUGCCCUUUGCAGUGUGGUGCGACGGCUGUGAGGAGCGCACGAUCGGCCGCGACGGCAAGACGCACCCCGUGCUCAUCGGCCAGGGCGUCCGCUUCAAUGCCGAGAAGCACAAGACGGGCAACUACUAUUCGACGCCCAUCUUUACGUUCCGCAUGCGGCACCCGGCCUGUGGAAAAUACAUUGCUAUUCGCACGGAUCCGGCAUCAACGUCGUACAUUGUAGUCGAAGGGGGCCGGCGGCGGCGCGAGUACAGCGACGAUGCAGACGAGGGCGGAGAGUUUCUGGACCCUGCUAGUGCUGCCGCGCGGUCGGCGGCCGCGUUGGCUGGUGUCGAGGGCGGCGAUGCGGCCCACGGCAGUAGCAGCGAGCUGGACCGUCUCGACGCGUUUGACCGUCUUGAGCGGACCAUUGUCCAUCGCGCACCGGCUGCGCCAGGAAGUGCCAGCGACCCGGCACAGGGAGGGCCCAUUAGCGGUCUCGAUGCCGCUCGCCGCCUUGAGGCUCUGACGCGCAGCAAUGCCCGCCAGUGGGACGACCCGUACGAACGCAACCGCGCCCUACGUGCGGCCUUUCGCGUCGGCCGCCAUGCGCGCGAACAGGCCGCGGCCGACGACGAGGGCUUGCGGAAGCGGCUGGGCGGACUGAGCGAGGACCUGCACCUGCUGCCGGCGACGGAGGCAGACGCGCGGCAUGCGGCGCUCAUUGAUUUUGGCAGCAAACCGACUGGCAGUGAGACGCCAAGUGCAGUCGCCGACCGGCGGACCCUGGCGCAGCCUCUUUUUGGGAACAAUGGAGGCGCCGCAGAUGCGAAGAAGCAGCCGCCCGACCGUAUCAGCAGUGUAUCUGGCAAGCUGGCCCUUGUCAAAUCAGCGUCGCUUUCCGCCUUGCCCUCGUCGGCUUCACCCGCAUGGGCGUCCUCACGCAACCGGACCUAUGCUCCGACCACAGAAGCGGCCAAGCGGCAGCGCUCAAUCCGCGACCACCUGGCGUCCACGGUGCUCGCUAACACACGGCUGACGACGGAUCCGUUUGUGGCCGCGCUGGCGGGCGGCAGCCAGAGUGACGCAGAAAAGACAAAACCGCCCAUAAAAGGGCUCAAGGGCCUCAGGAAGAGUGCCACGGUGGCCGAUCUCCGCCAAAGAGCAGAAACAGACUCAAAAACGGCGACAAUGACUACACCGGAGCGCCAGCCGCCUCGACUAGGAACAAAGAGGAAGCGUGGCGUGGAGGACGAGGAAGAGAAGGAUGCUGAAUGCAAGUCGAGCAGAUUGGCAACGGCGCUGGUGAGUUACGAUUCGGAUUAA